Messenger RNA from Empidonax traillii (willow flycatcher), 1008 nucleotides. RefSeq lists its product as uncharacterized. The transcript has 5 exons. The coding region runs from base 181 to 801 and encodes 206 amino acids. Lineage: Eukaryota; Metazoa; Chordata; Aves; Passeriformes; Tyrannidae. The record is from RefSeq and is a predicted model, not a curated record.
CUCUCUUUCUCUCACUGUCUUUUUGUCUCUCUUUAUGUCUAUUGCAUUAUGCCUGAAUAAUUUUCAGUCUUUUUUUUUCCUCCCCUCUUGCACGCACAUGCUAAAAUAACUAGACAAAGAUGCAAGGUGGUUGCUGCAGUCUCUGUCUCUAGGACAGAACCAGGAAAGCUUGUGAUUGCAAUGCCACCUUUCCUUUUUUUUUUCUUUUCUUUUUUUUUUUUUCUUCCUCAGCCGUGCUCGGUGAUUAAACUUCCUCAGGAUGGGGAAGAAAAAGGAGCUGGAAAUGAAAUAGGGUUGAGGAAAAAAUCCCAUUGCAGCAGCUGCAGCCAGUGGUGUCUGCUGCCAGAUGUGCGAAGGUUCCUGGGGUCCUUGUCACUAAAAGGCGGUAUUCAAAUAUUUGGAGACAAAAGCUGCAUCCUCAGUGAUCAUUUUCUUUAUUUAACAUGGCAGCAGGCAUCGUGUGGGAAAAAAUCAACACGCUGGAUGUUGAAUUGGACUUUUCUCCUUUCUGGGAUGAAAGGAUGUUAUCUAUCCCGUGCCAAGAGGGAACUGAGGUGCAGGGGGAGGGGAAGAAAGUCUUCAAAACUAGCCCGCCAUGUGGCCGACCUCUGGCUGAAAUCUGGAGCUGUUACAGAAGAAAAGUUGCCAGGGUUUAUCUGCCUGUGGUUUAAACGCAGGGUGAAGUGGGUGAAUAUCAGACAGCUCAUUAUAGAGACAAGCAUGCUGCAUUCCCAAAGUAGGAUGACAGAACAAGUCAUGGAGUCAUGGAUGUUAAAGGAGACGUUAAUCAGGCUGCUGUGAAAGAUCUGAUACCAGCUUUGGUCAAAGGGGACGAGUGUCAUCCUGAGAGGGCUCCUCUCUGGGACAGGAAACAGAUGGAGCAAAGCCCUGAAAACAUACCACAACACUUCAUAUUCAAUCCACAGCCCUAUAAAGAGAUGAAAAAUGAGCCUUGUCCAAAGCUCUUAACUCAGCACCCAGUGGCAAAAAUAAAAUGUGGGCUUGGGA